CUUCCCUCUCCCCCCUCUUCUCCACAUCUCUGUCCCGUACAACGGUUUCUCCAUGCCCCCCCAUCGCCAAUGCCACCCCCCCAGGGCACUCAAUCUCACGACAAGCUCAUCCUACCUUCCAUCCCCAACGAAGUCCCCAACCAUGGCUUCCCAAAUGCUAGGAACAACACCUCCACUGUCCUAUUCGCUCGACACCACCGCUCGCGUUCUCUCUAUCUCGCCUCGCCACGCUGGUACCGCAAUAGCCUCCUCGCGAGCGCAGGAUACCUGGAGUUUGCAAACGCAGGUGACUUCGCCGCAAACGUCUGGAAUGAGGUCCCUGUGCCACGCCAUGCUGUCAUCCUGAUGGCCAUUGGUGGUCCGUUGGCUCUUCUCAUGAGUUUAGUCGCCGCCCGUGAUGCCCUGCUGAGCUGGCGCAACGUGCGGUUGCUCCGCGGGGAGAGGCGCGAGCUCCUUGCUUUGAAGGACGAGCUGCUGCUACGUCGACCCACCGCGAGUGGGAACGGAACAGAUGCCGCCAUGAUUCCGUUGAUCGAGGGUAGACUUCGGGUUGGAGUUCGCGAACUCGGGACGGAGAUCGUUGACCGCAUCGCCAUGGAUGUCUUGCUGGGGACUGGUGCCCUUCUGGUUGGGAUUGGGACCUUGAUGGCCAUUGCGGGCAGUCACCCGCCGGUCUACCGCGCGAGUAACCUUUUGUCGGGGUUCGUUGGGAACUCCUUUGCCGCUGCUUUCGGUGUCAUUAACGCUGUCUGGUCGUGGUAUCUGGUCUGUCGGUUUCGCCGGCACGACCGCGCUUGCAUGUCGCAGGACCAAACGGGGGGAGGGGAAGAAGCAGGUACAGCCGUGGCGGCAUUUAAAGGGAAACUCCACCCCCGAUUCUUGCGCUUGCAGGUCCACGCUGUGGUUUCUGGUAUCACCGGGCUGGUCGCCGGUGCUGCGUCUAUGGUCACGGCACGCAUGUGGUGGGGGUAUGUCCUGCUGAUCCCGUGCAUGGGGCUGCAAGUCGCGUGUAACCGAGUGUGGCGGCGGUAUCUAGGGUACGACAGGCCAGUGGUUUCUACCCAGCCGAGCGCUGUCUCUUCCGCGGCCCCGUUGGGUAAUGAGAGUCCACCACGGGAGCCGGAGAAGACGUCCCUUCCCGCGCAGCAAUAUACAGCUUCUAUCACCAGCAGCAGCGAUUCUAUACUUCCGGCCCCUCUUUCGGCCCCUCUGACUCGACCAGUCGGUUGCAGUAAUCCAGUCAACCAUGCUCAUAAAGAGGGAAAGCAGGAGCAAAUCCACGUGGAACAAAUCCUGCUCACCUCCUUGGCAGAGACAAGUGCCGCCCGCGCCGCCCUCGACCCCAUCCCCUCGACUCUCGGCGCUCUCGACCGCUCCUCCCUGGAGGGUGUGUUAUCCUUCGUGGAGACACACGCGCUCUUUGACUCGCUGUGCGACUGGCUCGUGCAAGACGGCCGCGUCCCAGGCGGAUUGCACCAUGCGAUCUUCUCCUCUCUCCGCGAUGGUGAUACCCUCGUGCCGUCGGGCCUGGCGGCCAGAGUCUCCACUACCGACCACAACCGAUUGAAAGAGCUCUGUUUGACAUUCCUCGGCGACGGGGGUCGACAUGUACUCGUCUGUCGCGAGAGAUACCUCGUAGAGCUUGUAGGGUGUACUCUUGCCGAUAUUCCCAGUACCACCUAGCUCUUCUCUCUUUCUCCCCUUUUCUUCCCUAUCCCUUUUUUUCUCUUCUCCUUUUGAGCGGGGCAGUGCAGUAGACCUGUAUCCAUACAGUGUGCAGGCACACCAGAAAACGAAAAAGUUGUUGAUCAGUUAAUGUAUGUGUUUUGGGUGUUUGAUUGGUUGACAGGCUGAUGGGUAGCUUUUU
Aspergillus candidus is the source of this 1867-nucleotide messenger RNA. RefSeq lists its product as uncharacterized. The transcript has a single exon. The record is from RefSeq and is a predicted model, not a curated record. Bases 70 to 1683 code for a protein of 537 amino acids. NCBI's taxonomy places the organism in Eukaryota, Fungi, Ascomycota, Eurotiomycetes, Eurotiales, Aspergillaceae.